This is a messenger RNA of Enterobius vermicularis (human pinworm), 915 nucleotides long. Lineage: Eukaryota; Metazoa; Nematoda; Chromadorea; Rhabditida; Oxyuridae. The record is from the annotation of a GenBank genome assembly.
AUGCGAAUUUUAUGCGUAAUAACUGUAUCGUUAUUAUUUGGCUUAGCCUACUGUCAACUACGGAAACCAAAAUUGUAUAAAGUCGAUUUGGAUAAAGAUCCAAAACUUCGAUGGAAGGAAGUCAUUGAUGAUCAUUUAAUAUAUGCACCAGCAAUAAAACAGGAAGCUAGUCGAUAUUUUAAAACACCGUUUGGUACAAUUUUGUGUUGGCUCUUAGAAAAAGUUGUACUACUUUUCCCAGAUGAAUAUGCUAAGGAAAUGGAAGGGAUAGCAAAUAUUUCUGGCUUAGAAUAUUGUGAGGUUAUCGGCCUAAACAUCCUGCAUGACAUAACCAACUACAACAACCUAAUAGGAAACUUCGCGAACAAAUUAAAUGGGUGUACGUCAAUUGUGGGCGAAGAUGACAGCGGCCGAAUAUUACACGGAAGAAACUUAGAUUUUCAGAUGACAGAACUGCUAAAAAAUCUUUCAGUUGUAGUCGAGUUUACACGAAAUGACACGGUCGCUUAUACAGGAAUUACAUUUGCAUACUUUGUUGGUCUGUUAACGGCGCAAAAACCUUUCGCUUACACAUUCAGUUUGAACGCUAGAAGGACUGGCUGGUACAUUGCGACAAUACUAAUGCAAAUCUACACUGGUUUCCGAAUGCCAGUUGAGAUGGGCAUACGAAUGGUAUGCCUUUUAAAUCGCUAUUUAGCUGAAGUUUGUUUGAUUACAAUGCUGCAAAUGUUUGAAACAUUAGCUGCAGAAAUGUUUGAAUCUGCCAAUAAUUAUGAAGAAGCUUCCGAAUAUCUUCAAAAUAUGCUCAUUACCUCGCCAUGUUAUUUCAUCCUCGGCGGCACCAAAGCAGGAGAAGGAAUGGUUAUAACAAGGUUUACCACUAGAUCUUUUGUAUAUACCUUACGGAGGGUAUGA